Messenger RNA from Lathyrus sativus (Indian pea), 696 nucleotides. The record is from the annotation of a GenBank genome assembly. NCBI's taxonomy places the organism in Eukaryota, Viridiplantae, Streptophyta, Magnoliopsida, Fabales, Fabaceae.
AUGGUUUUAUCUCUAAACCCUAUCAUCACCUUCUCCUCAACAACGAAGUUGGAAACAAAGUAUCAUGAUGCAUCCAGGUACCCGAAGGUCACUCAGAUUAUGCCCUCUUUGGUAACUUCUCGAACGAGAAUGUUCGUCAAGGAAAAAAGAUUCGGUCGCUGUUUUUCAGUUGCAAAUAGUGAUCAGCUUUCAGCAAAUGCCAGUAAUAAGGAUCCUGGCAGUGCUGCAAAUGAUCAGUUACCGUCCACGAAUCCUCCGGUUGGAGUUGACUCAGAAUCACAGACACCGGAGGGUUCCAACGGGUCAUUAGGAUCUGCAGCAUCUCCUAAUUCAAAAUCUGUAAUCACGCGAUCGUCUCAGAAACUGAGAGAGAGGAUAAAGGCGGCUCGGGUUCUCAACCUGUCGAAGGAACCAAAACCAAAAGCAUCUAAGUCAGAUAUGGGCAGUAGUGUGUUAGAAGCUUUUAGAGAGAGUGAUAAAGGGAAGAAGAAGAGAAGAUCUGGACUUCCAGAAGCCCCUGGUAAUUUGUUUGACGAUAGCAAACGAGGGAUGCCGAAGUCAGGUUUGACUUUUGAUUUUCCAGGUGGUUCUGAUCUCUUUUUCAUUAUCUUUUCAUUUGUUUUUAUCAGCACAGUGAUGUUUGGAACAACUUUCAUUGUGUGGAAACUUGGUGCAAUCCAUUUUAAUGACUCUUGA